Messenger RNA from Entamoeba invadens IP1, 555 nucleotides. RefSeq lists its product as hypothetical. The coding region runs from base 1 to 555 and encodes 184 amino acids. NCBI's taxonomy places the organism in Eukaryota, Evosea, Mastigamoebida, Endamoebidae. The transcript has a single exon. The record is from RefSeq and is a predicted model, not a curated record.
AUGGCUGAAACACAAGACGUGCUCGACAAGAAAAUUGAGUCUCUUAAGACGCGAAUUAAUGAUCAAGAACGUGUUCUCCGUCAGAUGUUGUGGUUUGGCGACUAUAGUUUUGCAAGUGAGCAAUUACACUUUGAUCGUGAUGGCUUAAAAAUUGAGUGUCGUGAGACUGCACCCAACAAGCCAUAUGCCCUCCUCUUUUUAUACAUUCCAAUCAACUCCUUUUCUAUUCGUGUAAUUCAAGGUAAGGCUUCCAUUGGUUUUAUAACUUUGAACCAACCCAUUCCUCUCGAUUGCAACAUUUCUGUCAUAUCAGAUCAAACCAAAGUCUUAAUGUACGACAGAACUUACAUUGGUCCGCUUGACUUGACCAAAAAGCAACGUUCAAACUUUGUCUUCAAUGAUGGCGUAGUAACAACAACCUUCAAUCCUGCCACAAACACCAUUUCCUUCGAACAAGGAAAAGUGAAAGACGAUGAUGUCUUUGUCAAUGUUUACGAAGAAGACUUGUACCCACUUAUUGCCUUUAAGGAUGAUACUGUCAUUCAAGUCCUUUAA